GCAUUCAAAAUUCGUCUAAAUUGUUCGUGAAACUUAAAAAGGAAAGAUUGUAGACCAAAGGCUUUUCAUCAUGACCCAACGAUUGGCCUUGCACCAAAUCCUCAAUAAUCAGCUAAAUGACUUUGAGAGAGCCAAACAUGAGGACCGAGUGCUGGCCAAGGCAACACAAAAGGAAAAGGCUGCCUUGAGAGUUAAUGCAAAGGCUGCAACUAUGUACUCGAGAUAUUUCAACGAGCAUCGUGACGUCAAGUCCACUUUCGAUAAAAUUGUUGCGAAUAUUCACUCCAAUAUGAAGGCGACGCAUCCACCACGAAAAUCUGUACCUGCCAUACCUGAGCCAAUUGCACAGAUUCCUGCCCCGCUACUUCCACAGCCAGACAAAUCGAAAAAUGGUCGCCGAAUAAAGGGAGGAGCGAAUUCCCGAGGCGUUAUAACGGCCAGCAACAACGCGUUUCUGUCUAUACCGGCCAUAAAGGCUACCAUUGAGCAUAAAACCCAGAAGAUGAUGCGACGCGGCUUAACUGAGAUCAAUCCGAAAAACUUUACCAACCAGAAACGCAUACGAGAGGUUCUGCAGCAGAAAUCGGUGCUAGAGACAAUGUUGAUGCAGCACAAGAGAUUGCAGCGCGAUAGACAGAUCAUAGCACUGGACAUUAAGAGAAUGCGCCAGGAUCUGGAUAGAAUCAGAAACAAGUUGGACACGUCUCUGCAAAGUUUGAACUCUACUCGUACCAUGUUCACCGGUGCCACUACCCCUAAGGGAAAAAAGGCACCGACACGCUCCUCCAACAGUUUAAACAAUUCUCCACAUAGACGUAUAGUUUCGCAUUCCAAACAAAAGACAGCUGCACGGUCUCGGAGUGAUUCACCCACACGACCCGUUCAUGUUACGCUGAAACGACAACUUGCCGCGCCAAAGACCUCUAUGAAGCGGCGUAGUCGUACCUAAGUAAAUGAUUCUUAAAUCAAGGAAAUAAGCCAGUAGAAAAACAACAAUGUUGAAUAAUAAUUGGAACAGCAACCGUUUACAGCCACCAAAAAAGUAGUCUUUUCAGACAUAAAAACUAAAAUAAAUACAAAUAAAAACAACCAUCUUCCCAGUA
Scaptodrosophila lebanonensis is the source of this 1103-nucleotide messenger RNA. RefSeq lists its product as uncharacterized. The transcript has 2 exons. Lineage: Eukaryota; Metazoa; Arthropoda; Insecta; Diptera; Drosophilidae. The coding region runs from base 71 to 949 and encodes 292 amino acids. The record is from RefSeq and is a predicted model, not a curated record.